Paramuricea clavata is the source of this 1194-nucleotide messenger RNA. The record is from the annotation of a GenBank genome assembly. NCBI's taxonomy places the organism in Eukaryota, Metazoa, Cnidaria, Anthozoa, Malacalcyonacea, Plexauridae.
AUGCAUUCUGAUUUUCGCCAAAUCUCAGUAUUACCGCAAUUGGCUAAAGUCUUAGAAAGCAUCCAACUUAAAUUAAACAAAGGGGACCUUAAGAUCAAGGACAUUCAACAUGCAUUUACACACGGUAGAUCAACUGUAUCUGCACUGGCGAGCAUCACCCAAAAUUGGUUCAACAAGACUGAAAACUCACGUGAUGGAAGAAUGGGUAUCCACGCCCUAUUUAUUGACUUUUGCAAAGCAUUUGAUCUGGUGGACCACGGAUUGCUUUUAAGAAAGCUCGCCAAAAUAAACGUGUCGAAAAGCUUCUGGCUAUGGACACGGAGCAUUCUGGAAGGGAGGAGUCAGCAAGUAAAAUUACAAGGUGCUCUGUCAUCUAUAAGGCCUUGCCCUUCCGGAGUCCCCCAGGGAUCUGUUAUAUCACCAACAUUGUUUAAUGUUCAUGUGGAUGACCUCGAAGACUGCAUUCCCAAUUAUCUGGACAUCAAUACGCACAAAUACGCAGAUGACUGCACUCAAGAUGAAGUGAUUCCAUACGGUUCUACUAGCAACAUGCAAGAGGUGCUCGAUGCAAUAAACAACUGGGCACAUAGAAACAAGAUGAAACUUAACGCGAAAAAGACGAAAGACAUGUGGAUCUGCUUUAAAGCUGCAAUUCCGGAACCACCACAUCUUAAAAUUGGCGAAGAUACAAUUGAAAGAGUAAAGUCAUUCAAGUUGCUAGGUCUUUGGAUUGACAAUACCCUUAAAUGGAACACCCACAUUGAUGAAAUUGCAAGGAGGGCAAACAAACGCUUAUUCUACCUACGGGAGUGUCGUCGUGCAGAUCUACCAACUAAUGUGGAUUUGACGUGCUAUGAAUCCAAAUUAAGACCGGUUUUGGAAUAUGCGGCCCCAAUUUGGGGUGGCCUACCACAAUACCUUACUGACGAACUGGAAAGUAUCCAGACUAGAAGCCUGAAAAUUAUGGGUCUACCUUCUGAUUCUCUUCAAUCUCUAGAACAACGUCGGGAUAAACUUUCCAUUCGCGAGUACGAGAAAAUCAUUAAUGACGAAACACACCCAUGCAGGAAGUACAUACCAGACAUGGUGACGAACAAGUAUGACCUAAGAACACCAAAAAUUCUUCCCGGAAUUUUCUCAUACACUAAAAGGCAUGAACUAUCGUUCAUUCCCAGAACAAACUCAUUAUUAUAG